CACGGGCUGCAUUCCAGUGUGGACCUCUCGCGGGAUUCUCGCUUUCAAAUCUCGCGGAGUUUCUCCUGUUUUGUAUAUGUGUGACAAUAAGAGUUUAAAGGCAAGUCUAGGAAGGUGGAGACUUGGGAAUGACUUCCAUUGUAAUUUCUUAAAAAAAAAAACCUGCCUCGGUUCUUGUCUCUUACUUCCAUUGCCUUAAAGACGAAUGGGUUUGCGUUGCGAUAUACAGCAAGCGAAGAAAAAUUAACAGGUUUAUUCUAAAAUCGUGAAAUACAUACGUAGCGGGGAUUGCGAACAUCAGAGAAAGCGAGGAAGUCCUGCGCUAAAGGACAGUAUGGUGGAAGUUGUAGUGGAGUAUGACUAUGAAGCCCUCCAUGAAGAUGAGCUGACUAUCCGACUGGGAGAUGUUAUUAAAAAUGUGAGGAAACUGGAGGAAGAGGGGUGGCUGGAAGGAGACUUGAAUGGGAGGAGGGGUGUGUUCCCAGACAAUUUUGUAAAGGAGAUAAAGAAAGAGACAGAAUCUAAAGAUGAAUUGAGGCCAGUUAGGAGAGAGAGAUCGUCAGGCAAUGUGGCCAGUCUUGUACAGAGGAUGAGCACUUACGGUUUUCCAGCGGGCGGAUUCCAACCACAGUCAAACCCCAGGAGUUUCAGAAGGAAAUCAAAGAAGCGACAAUGCAGAGCUCUUUUUGAGUACUUUCCUCAGAAUGAAGAUGAGCUAGAACUGAAAAUGGGAGAUGUCAUUGAUAUAAAUGAAGAGGUUGAAGAGGGCUGGUGGAGUGGAACAAUGAAUGGAAAAUCAGGAUUGUUUCCAUCUAAUUUUGUGAAAGAAAUAGAACCAACCGAAGAUAAUGAGAUGAAUGAUGUUUCAGAUGAGUCAGAGAACACCAGUAAAGACAGCCUCGUAGCUGGCACCCCAGUCUCUCCACUUGCCUCUCCGGUGUCUGAUAAUGGAGUUGUAGCGCAGCCCAAAAAAGUCAGAGGAGUAGGUUUUGGAGAUAUAUUCAAAGAGGGGUCGGUGAAACUAAAAGUCCGAUUGCCCAGCUCUGAGUCUGAAGAAAAGAAGUCAGAAAAGCCACUCCCAUCAUUGCCAUCUGCUGCAAAGCCUGCCCAUUUGAGUAUGACAGAGUCAGUUAAAGUAGAAGGGGAUAACAAAAUUAAAGAAUAUUGCAAGGUCUUAUUUCCUUUUGAUUCAACAAAUGAAGAUGAACUGAGCCUAAAAGAGGGUGACAUUAUACUGAUACUGAACAAGAGCACAGGAGAACCAGGUUGGUGGAAAGGAGAGCUCCAUGGUAAAGAGGGUGUCUUCCCUGACAACUUUGUGGCUGUGAUUUCAGAGGCUGAAAAAGAUGCAGCAACAUCAAAAGUUCCUUCCAAAUUAUCCCCCAGUCAAGAUGACGAUAAACCAAAAAAGCCACCUCCACCAGCAAAAAUCUCAGCUCCAAAGCCUGAAGUUCCAAGUGGUGACAAGAAGCCUCUUCAAGCCAAGCUUGAGGAAAAAGGAGACAAACCAGUGCCAGACAAACCUGCAAAACCGGCUGCUCCUAUAGUUCCACCCAAAAAGCCAGCUGUCCCUCCAGGAAAGGGAAGCGUUCUGCUUAGAACUGGAACUGUACCUCCUAAACGGCCUGACAAGCCACAGUUACCUCCACCUGGACCCAAGCCAAAUGGAGAGGUGCCUUCUAUACGGCCAAAGUCUGAAUUUGAACCAACACCUCCUAGCAAACCAAAGACAUUGUCUGGUGAUUGGGGUGAUAAAGCAGUUGAAAUAGAUCUUAUAAGUUUUGAUGAGCUCAAUUCUACCUCAGGAAAGCUCUCCCACCCAACAACAAGUAGACCAAAGAUGCCUGGAAGAAGGCUGCCCACACAGUUUGCAGGGGGCCAUUCAACAAAUAAAGAGAUUAUUGUAGAAAAAAAUCAGAAGAUGGAAGAAGAAGAAAUUACCAAGCCAAAGUUAUCAGACUUCAAAAAGCCAUCACUGUUGAAUCCAACUGCUGCCUUGCCCUCAAAACCAGCCUCUGCUGUUGUUACUACGGUAAACCCCAAACCCAAAGCGGAGGUGGAAGAAGAGAGUAAAUCUGAAGUAGAAGACCUCAAAGCACAAAUAAUGGAGCUACUUCACACAGUAGAAUUGCUCAAAGAGCAACAGAUGAAAGAAAUUGCUGAACUGAGAAAUGAUUUGGAUGAAGAAAAGUCCAAACGAAAGGCCUUACAGAUGGAGAUAGAAAGAUUAAAGAAGAUGGUUCAAUCAACAUGAGGACUGAUACAAUAAGCCGCCGUUAAAAACAAUGCCACUGUGACAACAGAGGAAGGCACUAAUUACAACUAGGAGGAAAAUAUUUGCCUAAUUCUUUUAAUAAUCAUUACCGUACUCUACACUUCUAAGAAAAUGUCAUUUUUUUGCACAUAAUAGCGAUUUUCUAGUUAUAGAAAAAUGCAGUUCAAUUGUGGAUGUAAAUGUUCUUUUUUUGCCAUAAUAUUAAUUGAGGCCUUACUAGCUACUGUGCUGGACUUGCAAUCUUCACAUUCAUUGAUGGAUGGUUGAGGUUUGCUUUCAAUACUACUGAAUCUGUAAAAAGGGAUAGGGGUUCUUAGUUUUUUAUUAUUAUGAAAUGCUGUCAGUAGAUUUUAAAAUGCAUAUGUGCUAUAAUUGCAGUUAUAAAGUAUGUUAGCUUAUAAAAAUAUAUUAAAAGAAGGUAAUAUACCCUUGUAGCUGUAUCAGUGACGAAUCAAUUGCUCUGUCUAAAGGGAAGUAUAAUUUUGUAUUCUAACAUUACUGUCCAGGGUAACACUAUUGUGCCUGUAUAAAUCAUGUAGUAUAGGUUAGCAUGGGCGUAUAUCAGAAAGAUUUCAAGUGAAAGCUUCAGGUAUUUUUGAUUAUCUACUGAUAUUCUUAUUAGUAGAAAUAAAAGAAAUACUUUUUUUCCCUCAGUUUUAUAUAGUUCUUUAAGGUAAAAGAAGAAAAUAUUCUGUUCUGCCCAGGAUAUGUAUAUAUAUACAGCCAACACCAAAAAUGGUUUGUACACACUUGAGUUUCAUUGAAGAAUAGCUGCUUUGAAGAAACAGUUUUUCCUCAGUUAGUGUUUCAGUACAAUAACCGUGAUAGCAGUUCCGAUAUGCGUUGUGCAUCUCGGUUACUUCAAAUAUAAUGUUCUCUGAAGAAUGAAGCAUCCUUUUUCUUAAACUGAUCAGUGGCUGUUCUGUUGGCUCAUUUAGAAUGUAGCUUUUAAAAAGAUUAUCGUGUAUUUGAAGAUAAUUUUUAUAAAGAAACUGAAAUUUAUUAUGAUAUUGGGAAAAAAUGCAACAUUUACAGAAGCCUUAGGAAAUACCCAUCUUUAUAUAAUUUUUGGAAAUUCAUUUAAUUUAAAGCAAAUGCAAACCUCAGUUACUAUUAAGAUGAUCCUUGUCAGUGGUUAUUCUAUGAAUGAGACUGAGAAAUGGGUUUUAGUAGCUUGCGCU
Messenger RNA from Lepisosteus oculatus (spotted gar), 3456 nucleotides. RefSeq names its product CD2-associated protein (gene cd2ap). The record is from RefSeq and is a predicted model, not a curated record. Lineage: Eukaryota; Metazoa; Chordata; Actinopteri; Semionotiformes; Lepisosteidae. Gene Ontology annotation, biological process: cell migration; actin filament organization. Gene Ontology annotation, molecular function: protein binding. Gene Ontology annotation, cellular component: cell leading edge; plasma membrane; cytoplasm.